Messenger RNA from Caenorhabditis remanei, 513 nucleotides. RefSeq lists its product as uncharacterized. Lineage: Eukaryota; Metazoa; Nematoda; Chromadorea; Rhabditida; Rhabditidae. The coding region runs from base 1 to 513 and encodes 170 amino acids. The record is from RefSeq and is a predicted model, not a curated record. The transcript has a single exon.
AUGCUGCAAAAUAGGCUCCGCCCAUUGCAGAGCCUCCAACCAACCUUCGACGGAGAACUCAAUAUGUCUACAACUGCGAUCCGAGUGUUCCGUAUGCAACUCAUCAUUCACCGCAAUCGUCGCCAAAUACGGAUUCUUAACAUCGAACGGAGGCCGCGGACGUUCAUAAGCUCCAAGUCUUCCAAAUUCUCCCUUGAACAACGCCUUGCCCUCCUCAACCGGUUCCAUUUGAUACUGCCGCAUCGUCUCCGCCUCCGUAUUGAGUUCCCAUCCGAAUUCCUCGGCAACUUUCGGCAAGAAUGCCUCCCGCCAAAUCAUGAAAUCCUCCUCAAGAUUCGCGUCGUCAUCUCCCAAUCCCAUAUGGAAAAUCCUCUUGGCUCCGAGUUUCUCGAGCUGUUGAUCCAUCUGCUUGCCGAUUUCAUUGAAAUGCUCAUAAGUCUUAUUUCCGAGUCCAAACACGGCGAACCGUACUCCCGACAGAUCACAAUCGCCCGCAUUCAAAUAUUCGACUAG